AUGCAGAUGCAUACGCAUGCUGGAGGAGGUUCGGCAGCACGAAGCGGUCGCGUGAAGGUUGGUGACCAGGUUUUGGCAAUUGAUGGCAUCGAUGUUACUGGAAUGAGCUAUCUGGAAGCGACCAAGACGCUGCGGUCGCGCCCGCAAGGUCCGAUCACAAUGAUCAUCCGCUCUCGCCUGCUCUGA
Molecule: messenger RNA, 186 nt
Organism: Gongylonema pulchrum
Lineage: Eukaryota; Metazoa; Nematoda; Chromadorea; Rhabditida; Gongylonematidae
Source: the annotation of a GenBank genome assembly